This is a messenger RNA of Nerophis lumbriciformis (worm pipefish), 942 nucleotides long. NCBI's taxonomy places the organism in Eukaryota, Metazoa, Chordata, Actinopteri, Syngnathiformes, Syngnathidae. The record is from RefSeq and is a predicted model, not a curated record.
AUGACCGACAACAAGCACCCUCAGGUUAUAUUCUGCGACGACUCGCCCAAGAGGGUCCUGGUGUCCGUCAUAAAGACUACUCCUAUCAAGCCUCAAAUGGCUGAGGGCAUAACGCCAGCGAGUCCGGGAUUCAGCGACUUCAUGGUUUACCCGUGGAAAUGGGGAGAGAACGCCCAUAAUGUGACACUGAGCCCAGGCUCGCUAAGCGGAGCUUCGUCUCCAGGCGGGACGGCUGGAGACGCGGACGCAGCUACUUCACCCGACCAGAACAAGGACGGUAUACGCAGAGGGCGUCCUCGAGCCGACACAGUCCGAGAACUGAUCAGCGAGGGGGAGACGUCCUCCAGCCGUAUCCGAUGCAACAUCUGCAACCGGGUGUUCCCCAGGGAAAAGUCUCUCCAAGCUCAUAAGAGAACACAUACGGGUGAGCGUCCCUAUUUGUGCGACUACCCAAACUGCAGCAAGGCAUUCGUCCAGAGCGGUCAGCUGAAGACCCACCAGCGGCUUCAUACUGGAGAAAAACCAUUUGUCUGCUCAGAAAAAGGUUGUGGUAACCGGUUCACACAUGCCAAUCGUCACUGCACCAAGCAUCCACUGUCCCGCCUGAGAAGGGAAGAGCCAAAGGAAGCCACGGGCAAGGCGCAGUCUGUGGACAACCAAGCAGUGGCAGAUUGGCUGGCAAGGUACUGGCAGACCCGAGAGCAGCGCGCACCCUCCGCUGCCAAGGCGAAAGUGCAGAGCAAAGGCAGGGUGCAGGACCAGGAGCAGCGCGACCCAAUGGAGCCCCUCCAAUGCGAUGAGGAAAAAGAUGACGAUGUUGAGGAGGAAGAGGAGGAGAAAGGCAGCCAAGGGGUCGCCGCCAAGCGCCGCCUCCAGGAGCAACGAGAACGUCUCCACGGUGCUCUGGCGCUCAUCGAGCUGGCCAACAACUUGUCCGCCUGA